Oncorhynchus masou masou (cherry salmon) is the source of this 3906-nucleotide messenger RNA. RefSeq names its product MAP7 domain-containing protein 1-like. Bases 319 to 3273 code for a protein of 984 amino acids. Gene Ontology annotation, biological process: microtubule cytoskeleton organization. The transcript has 18 exons. The record is from RefSeq and is a predicted model, not a curated record. Gene Ontology annotation, cellular component: microtubule cytoskeleton. NCBI's taxonomy places the organism in Eukaryota, Metazoa, Chordata, Actinopteri, Salmoniformes, Salmonidae.
AGUCCUAUUGCUACGAUCAAGUCUCUGCCUAGCUCGGACUUUUCCUUUGGUCAACUCACUCUGUUGAUAUUAAUUUGUCAUACAAUAUGAUCUGACAGUGACAGGGUCUGUAGUUCAAGAGUAAAUAAGAGAGACGUACAUAGACUACUUGUCAUCGUGAUUUUUCUGUCUAGUUAUUCUUUCAUUUGAUUCCCCUACCGUUCCCUCUUGGAUUUACGAAGAGCAUGUUGGUGACCUGAGUAUACAGAGUUUUUCUCCUGUCCAUAUCGGUAUAUUUGAGGAAUGACUGCAACUGGAAAGGGACUGACAAUCGCUUGAAUGGAAAAAAUGGAAUACAACGAUAUUGAGAAAAACAUUGAGGAGAAACUGACAUUAACAGAUACAUGUAUCUCCUCCACACCAGAGCCUUUGGACAACCAGAAUGAAGACAAGAACAUAGUGAAGGACCUUCUGACAUCAGAUGACUCAGCCAUCUCAGACCUCUCCCCAGACACGGAGUCCUGUCCCAAAGCAGACCCCUCCACCAAGGCAGACCUCUCCCCAGACACGGAGUCCUGUCCCAAAGCAGACCCCUCCACCAAGGCAGACCCCUCCACCAAGGCAGACCCCUCCACCAAGGCAGACCUCUCCCCAGACACGGAGUCCUGUCCCAAAGCAGACCCCUCCACCAAGGCAGACCCCUCCACCAAGGCAGACCUCUCCACCAAGGCAGACCCCUCCACCAAGGCAGACCCCUCCACCAAGGCAGACCCCUCCACCAAGGCAGACCCCUCCACCAAGGCAGACCCCUCCACCAAGGCAGACCCCUCCACCAAGACAGACCCCUCCACCAAGACAGACCCCUCCACCAAGGCAGACCCCUCCACCAAGACAGACCCCUCCACCAAGACAGACCCCUCCACCAAGACAGACCCCUCCACCAAGGCAGACCCCUCCACCAAGACAGACCCCUCUACCAAGGCAGACCCCUCCACCAAGGCAGACCCCUCCACCAAGGCAGACCCCUCCACCAAGACAGACCCCUCCACCAAGACAGACCCCUCCACCAAGACAGAUGCUAGACCAGGCACCCCUGGGUCUGGCACCAGCCCCCAUCCCAAAAAAGGAGAUGGGUUGACGACAGAGCAACGACAGAAGCUGGCUAAAGAGCGGAGGGAGGAGAGGGCCAAAUACAUUGAACAGCAAACUCAGCUGCAAGCGACUAAGAAGGCCCAGUGGCUGGAGAAGGAGGAGAAGGCGAGGCGUCUGAGGGAGAGCCAGCUGGAGGAACGUAGGAGGAGGCUGGAGGACCAGAGACUGAAGCUUGAGAAACGCAGGGCCCUCCUGGAAGAGAAACAGAGGCAGAAACUAGAGAAGAACAAGGAGCGCUACGAGGCGGCCAUCAGGAAGUCAACCAAAAAGACCUGGGCUGAGAUCCGUCAGCAGAGAUGGUCCUGGGCUGGAGGCCUCAACCAGACCUCGCGCAGACAAAGCAGAUGUUCGGCCUCCACUGUCAACUUACCGAGACAGGUGGACCCUGUCAUUAACAACAGGCUGUCCAAGUCCUCUGCAACCCUCUGGAACUCCCCCAACAGAACUCGCAGUCUGCGUCUUAGUCCGUGGGAGAGCCGCAUCGUGGAGCGGCUCAUGACACCCACCCUGUCCUUCCUGGCCCGUAGCCGCAGCGCCGUGACCCUGCUCAACACUAGCGACUCCCGGGACCCCUACUCUCACCACUGCUCCCGAUCAGCCUCCGCCAGCCCCCUGGACGCCUGCUCCCACCACCACCCUCACCGGGACUCCUCCGAACGCUGGAGGGGAGGAGUGUCCGCCAGCCCCCUGGACGCCUGCUCCCACCACCACCCUCACCGGGACUCCUCCGAACGCUGGAGGGGAGGAGUGUCCGCCAGCACUCCCGACAUCACACAGCGCCAACGCCGACGGAACUCAACGCUGUUGGAUAAGAAGAAGAAAGAGAAGAAAGACAAGGAGAGGGAGAAUGAAAAAGAGAAAGUUCUGAAGAAGUUGCCAAUACCGACCAGAUCCAGGCCGGAGUUCAGCAGUACCCCAAAACCCCAAAACCGACCUCCAUCACCUGCCCCCAAAAGCAAACUGUUGUCCCCCUGCCCUCCAAUGGCUCCCAAGACCCCCUCCACGGGCAAGAAGAUCUCCACAGGCACCAAGACCCGCCCCAAAAGAGCCCAGACCCCUGUCAGGGUACAGCUUCAGCCGGUCGCUGUGGAAACUAACAACGAGCCCCAUCAGCCAGACACUCCUGAGGAGACAGAGAGCUCCAGUAAUGUUUCCGCUAUACAAUUGUCUUCGGCGCCACAGCUGACUGCCUCUGCUGCCUCAACUCCCACAACUGCCUCCUCUGCUGCCUCAACUCCCAUAACUGCCUUCUCUGCUGCCUCAACUCCCACAACUGCCUUCUCUGCUGCCUCAUCUUCCCCGGCUGCCUCAUCUACUACUGCCACUCUGGCUUCCAGGCCCUCAGCCGGCACCAACGACCCAGAGGAAGCAGCUCGAGUCCUGGCUGAGAAACGCAGACAGGCCCGGGAGCAACGGGAGAGAGAGGAGCAGGAGAAGAGGAAACGGAUUGCUCGUGAGGAGGGCAUGGCUCGGCAGGCGGAGGAGAGGAGACGCAGGGAGGAGGAGGCACGCCUCAUGGCGAAGGAGCAGCUUCUGAGAGACGAGGCCCAGCGCCUGGAGGAGGAGAAGGAGGCGAAGGAGAAAGACAAGGCGGAACAGGAGGAGAACCAACGCCUGCAGAAACAGAGAGAGGAGGCCGAGGUCAAAGCUCGUGAGGAGGCAGAGCAUCAGCGCAUGGAGAGAGAGAAGCACUUCCAGAAGGAGGAACAGGCGCGCCUGGAGAGAAAGAAGCGCCUUGAGGAGAUCAUGAAGAGAACUCGUAAAAGUACUGAUGCUGGAGAAAAGGCGAUUGAUACUUCACUGCCAAAUGAUUCCCCAGCACAGGUCAACGGCAAAGAUGGUACAAAGAACAGUAAAGCUCCUAAAAUGCAGCAGAUUGAAGCAGAAUCCAGCCCUGUGCUGAAUGUUGUCCGGCCAGCCAUGCACCAGAAUGGCCUCUCAGCCAACGGGAAGGCAGCUGACUUUGAGCAGAUCAUCCAGCUGUCCAAUCACAGCAGGAGCAGCAACGGUGGGCCGGGAAAACCGGGGAGUGGCAUCGUCAGCGACCCAAUCCUGGCCUUCGAGGGAGGAGAUCCCUUCCUGAUGAAAACGGGUCCCAUGAAGCCUCAGCAUGCUGCAGGUAGCUAUACAGAAGUUCUUUGAGACGCCAGGCUUCCACACGCUUUACGCCACUGGAUGAUGUAGUUGAUUGUGUGCCACACACUGCAACAGCUUCUAAAGGAAGUGUGUCAAACAAAGAAACAAACUAUGGACUAAACUUUUAAAUCACUCAAAAAACAUCAAAUUCCACAGAGGUCAUGAGGGAGGAAGAAAACUCUGCGAAGAAAAAAGGAAAAAAAUAUGUAAAUGAAAGAAAAAUAUUGUCUGACUUCUCGGCGUGUUUUGGUGCAACAUACGUUGAGUUUUGUUGAAAAUGUCAAAUGGAGAUUUUAUGGUGCACCUUUUAAAUGGCUGAUAAUGUAAUAUGAGGAGUUUUAGAGCAUUUUAAGACCUGGAAAUAUAACAUAUUUGACUACGGUUAUUAUUAUCAUCAUUGUUGUUAUGCUAUUGCUGUUGUUAUCUUAAAGUUGAACAAAGUGUGUGUUUUGUUAGUCUUGGAAUAAUUGAGUUAUUUAACUAGAGGAGGAAGCAGUGUGAUGAUGCUGUCAGGGGAAGCUGUGGGAUAAAGCUUAAUGAAAGGGAGAAGACGUCUCUAUUUCUUUCUGUAUGGUAUGUCUGUCUGUCUGCGUGUAUGUCUGUCUCCGCCUGUCCCUGUCUGUCUGUCUGUCUGUCUGC